UUACACAGAGACACAGACAUCCAAGAAAAUAAGAGGAGAGUCAACGUCUCGUCGUCGCGCGUGUGAAAAACCAAAAGAAAAAAGGGAAAAAAAAACUCGUCAAUGCGAUUUGUUUUUAGCUGUUACAAUUGACAAUUACCAGUGAUAAUUAACGAGUCGAGGUAAAAUGGCAGGUGAGAAGCGCAGUCAAGAUAUUGAGGAGGCACAACGCACUGAAAAUAUCGUUAUCGUUGACAUCGAGGGGACGACCACUAGCAUCAGUUUCGUGAAGGAGACACUGUUUCCUUAUGUUCGUGAGCAUUUAAAGGACUACGUCGAGAAGAACUGGGAGAAUGCCGAGUUCAAAGAGGACCUUGAGAAGCUCAAAGAGCAGGCGAAAAAAGAUGAGACUGAUAAGGUUGAAGGAGUGAUUGCCAUAACUUCUGGGACACCCGAGGAGGAGAAGGAAACACUCGUGAAGAAUGUUCUCUGGCAAAUGGACAAUGAUCGCAAGACCAGUGCUCUCAAGCAGCUUCAAGGUCACAUGUGGCGAGAGGCCUACAAGUCUGGUGCAGUCAAGGGCCACGUCUACGACGACGUUCCAAAGGCCCUGGAGUCCUGGGCCUCCACCAAGAAGAUCUACGUGUACUCGAGUGGCUCAGUGGAAGCCCAGAAGCUGCUCUUCGCCCACAGUACGCACGGAGAUCUCCUCCCCCACAUCGCCGACCACUUCGACACCGAAGUUGGCCCCAAACAGGAAGCCUCCAGCUACAAAACGAUCCUCUCCAAGCUGUCUGCGACCCCCUCCGAUGUCCUCUUUCUCACCGACAUUCCGAACGAAGCAAAGGCAGCAGUGGAGGCAGGCCUCUCCUCAGUCCUAGUAAUCCGCGAAGGAAACACACCCCUCACCGUCGAGGAGAAGAGCACAUACCCCACUGUCCAAUCCUUCCUGGACAUUACCUUCCAGACCCCCAUAAAACGCCAGAAAGUGGAGGAGCCAGUCCCGAAAAAAGAUGAAGAAAAACCCGAGACAGAGAAAAAACCUGAAACAGAAAAACAAACUGAGACAGAAAAAAAAACUGAAACUGAAAAAAAACCUGAGGCUGAGCCUGAGGACGUAGAGAUGACAGAUGUAAGUGAAAAAGCUCCAGAAACCGAGACAAAACCUAAAGAAUUGAAAGCAACCCCUGAGCCAGACACCACCAAAGCCCCUGUUGCGACUCCAGAGGCCCCAGAGGCCACAAAGGCCCCAGAAAAGUCCCCAGAGAAAUCUCCAGCCCCUGAGAAAGCCUCAGAGUCCCCAAAGCCCGAGGAACCUGAGAAAAUGGAAGUCGAGAAAUCCGAGUCACAGCCAAAAGAGGAGGAGAAAGUUGCAUCUGAGAAGACGACCCCAGAGGUCGAGUCCAAGACCCCAGCAGAGCCAAAUCUCCCGGAGAAACCUGAGGAGAAGCCAGAGGAAGCUAAACCUGAGCCUGAAGUUAAGAAAGCCGAGCCUGAGGUGAAAAAACCAGAGGCUGAGGUGAAAAAACCAGAGGCUGAGGUGAAAAAACCAGAGCCCGAGGAAUCCAAGGAGGUCAAGCCUGUGGAGACGAAAGAAGAGGAGAAAGUGGUGGAGAAGGCUGUGGAGAAUCCUGAGAAGGUUCAGGAUAAGACUGACAAGCCUCAGGAUGCACCUCAGGAGGUGAAAGGAGAGGAGAAAGUGGAGAAGGAGAAUGGAGAGGAAGUCAAGCAGAACGGUGAAUCCAAGGUCGAGGUUUCGAUAGAAGAGACAAAAGUUGUGAAGGCUGAGGUCAAUGGUAAGAAGGAGGAAGUCAAGGAGCCUGAGAAGGAGGUACCCAAGGAGGAUAAGGAAGCCAAGGAAGUCAAGGAAGUUAAGGAGAAGGAUGUGAAAGAGGUGGAGGAGGAGAAGAAGGAGAAGAAGGAGGAGGAGGAGAAGAAGGAGAAGAGCGAGGAGAAAAAAGUUAAUGGCAACUCUGAGACUGACGAGUCCCACAGAAAUAGUAAUGACAGUAACGAAACCACGAAGAAUGGAGAGAGUUCGGAGGAUAAGGACAGCAUUAAGGUGAAGAAGGUCGUCGAGAGCAUUGUGGAUGGGGCUGCUGAGCCUGAGGUUGUCCCACCAGUUGCCGUUGUUGCUGCGACGUCCUAAUUAAUUGAGAUGAAACGACGACAAUUUAACCCUUCGAUUUUUAAUAUUAAAACAAAGUGACAAAGUAAUUGAGUAAUUGAGAAAGAUGUCCUCAUGCAUAACCCGUGAACACAUUACCCAUCCAAACCCUCAAUUCAAUACUUAAUAUUUAAAGGUGAAGGAGUGAAAAAUGUAAGGAAUGGUGUACUGGAGGUCCUCCAAAGGUUCUUGGGUAUUGGUUCGGUUUUUUUUUUUGGUUGGUGGGACUGGUGGUUUUGUUUAACUGUGCCAAAUUUGGUUUUUCGUGCGAAUUUUUAUGGUUUAGGAUUUUCUAUUAUUUUCAAAGGGGUGAUUAAAGAGGGGAUUUUUUUUUGAACAGUUUGCUGCGGAAAUAUCUCGGGAACUAGUGCGUUUGGAGACAAAUGGGAGGAGAUUUUUUGUGGGCAUUCUCAUUCUCUGCAAAACAGGUUUCGUGAUGUUUUUUGUAUGUCUCUGGUCUUCAUUAUUUUAAAAAAAUGACAUUCUCUACAAAGAAUGUCUCGUGCCCUUUUUCUCGAAACCCUUCCUCUCUGAAGAUAUUCUGAAAAAAAAAACUCAAUGAUAUUUCCGAGUUCUUUUCCCCCCUAUCUCAACUUCACUAAUUAAUUAACUAAUCAUCAAUCAAUAAUACUCAAUUAUAAUACUUCAAUCAUUCACUUCUCGCGGAUACUCAAGACUGAAGAAGCAAUCCUAACUCGUCCACCGAGAAUCAAAAAAUAAAAACAAGGAACCAGCAGCCAAAAGCGUAAACUCAUCAUUAAUCAAUGAAUUAUCAAUGCCAUCUGUUCACCUGUACUUAAACCUCACUAACAAGAUUAUCAUCUAACGUUGCUUAGGCCUUCGCUUGAAAACGAAAUCCCUCAACGAAUAAUAAAAAUUUAACAACAAAUCCUCAAAAAUUUACGUUUAGUCUUUUUGAUUGAAGUCUGUUGUAUUAUUUUCUGUCUCCAAAAUUAACUGUGAUUUUAUAAUUAUUAUAACAGAGCCACGAACAUUUAAUAUAGAACGAAUCAUUGGACAAAUAGGCAGUGCAGGGGCUUUAUUUUUUUAAUCGUCAAUCUUUUUUCGUCUCUGUCGAUGCUUUCUAUUUAAUACGUGAUAAUUAGUCAGAAAAAAAAAACAGCCAAGUCGCCAGCGACCGUCCACGGAGAGUCCAUACGUCAAAAUAGUCACGAUAAUUUUAAUGAUUUAUUGAUCAUAAUCAAAUAAUUUUUUUACUAAAAUAAUUGAUGGAAAUAACUUCAUGAUUCAUUUACUUGUGAUGGGGUGAAAUGUAACUACUACGGUUUGACGAAUAUUAUCUCGGUAAUGAGUGGAGCUACGACUAAACGUCGUAAGAUAUUUUCACGGGGAAUUUAAUGCUCUGUAAAAAAUGAAUUUUAUUCUGAUUGACAAACAAUUUCUGCUUUUAAUUGAAAUAGUUGAUUCAAUUAUUCAAUUUUCUCUCUGCAAAAAAUAUCUAAUAACAUUUUCUCGUAGAGUAAAUGGUUACUGGGAUAAAUCGCAUUGACAAAAAAAUUAAUUCAACCUUUUACUCUUCACCACUUCACUGCAGUAUUCCACUCAUUUUUUAAUAAAAUCUCAACCCUGGAUGGAGAUUAAUCAUAAGUGAGCGUUUAGGAAUUUCUAUUUGUAUGUAAGGUUUAGGCGCUUAGAGGGCGGUGGAUUAUUGUAUUUUUUCAGCCCCGAUUGUCACUUUACUCUCAUUGUUCUGUAAUUGUUGAUGUAAUGUCAGUGUCCCAGUGCUAUCGUACAUUCUCAUGAAUAUCUGGAACGUGAAAGCCUCGUUUAAAAGCCAGGAAAAUAGUCGAUUCCAAAUACCACCGAGUAAUCCAUUUUGCCCCCAGUGGUUCAUCGAAUGUCGGGGAAAACGGUUUUUGCUGGUUAAAAUAAACUCUGUUCAACGAGGUGACAUUUUCGUUUUCGUCAUUCAUCACGUUUUCUUGCACGUUGAGUUAUCUCGGAAAGGGAGGGAUUUGGGGAAAGUUUGAUGAGCGAUUUUUGGAGGAAAUUUCAUCAGCUUGGAAAAGUUUCCAUAACAUUUUCUCCUAAAUCCACUUAUUACUGAGAUAAUCAACAAAACAUUACAUCAAACUCGAUUUUACAAAUUUUACCAAACGAAACAUGAAAUUGUCCGAAUGACGAGGGGUUCUAGAAGCAAGUGUCAUGGGACAUUUUUUGUGAGAAAUUUCGCCUUGUUAAAAAAACUGUCUUGAUAUUUUCUCCUGAAAAUCACGCAUUGUUGAGAUGAUUAGAUAAUUAACAAACACUUGAAAAGGUACUCGAUUUUUCACGUAAAGUCGAUUUAUCUCGAUAGCCAGUGGUUUCAGAGGAAAAUGCCAUCAGACAUUUUUGUAGGGAAUUUCAUCCCCUGCAAAAAAUUCCUUUGACAUUUCUUUCGAAAGCCCGUCAUCUCCGAGAUAAUGGUAAUUUAUCAGUGAAUUCAUCAAAUGCUAAAUUCACCCAUUCUCGACGUCUCUCACCUUUCGGGAGAGUGAAAAAAUCAUCAAGUCGUCAGACAUUCCCUCGAAUUAUUCCAAUUUAUGUAGAGACAGUGUGAAAUACUUUGUCGCACGGAGAUCAGCGAUUCGCCCGCUCGAUUGACUCUUCAUCCCCAUUUGAAAAUCAUUCACAUCAUCCCCAUACAAGAUUUGCGUCGAUAAUCGAUGGCUCUUCGUCUCUCUGUGUCAAAUUAUUUCACGUUCGUCAACCCUUCGUGCUAUCACUCUUCCCUAUAUUUUUUAUUCUCAUUUUUUUUCUAUUUUUUCAUUGAAUUUAUGUCUGAGGAGAAAACAGUAAAAUAAUAAAAUGGAUUAAAUGCUCAAAGCCAGUGGUCCGCUCCCAAUUUUUCGAUGUAUACCAUUAUUAAUAUUUAAUGAAUAUUCGAAUUAGUGAGAUAAGUUUCUAAAGUAAAAGAAAAAACACGAGAAAACGAAUAAAACAUUUAUAAGUUAUUUAAUCCGAUAA
Messenger RNA from Diachasma alloeum, 5113 nucleotides. RefSeq names its product enolase-phosphatase E1 (gene Enoph). The coding region runs from base 167 to 2128 and encodes 653 amino acids. Lineage: Eukaryota; Metazoa; Arthropoda; Insecta; Hymenoptera; Braconidae. The transcript has 4 exons. The record is from RefSeq and is a predicted model, not a curated record. Gene Ontology annotation, molecular function: magnesium ion binding; acireductone synthase activity.